Molecule: messenger RNA, 595 nt
Organism: Oryza sativa Japonica Group (Japanese rice)
Lineage: Eukaryota; Viridiplantae; Streptophyta; Magnoliopsida; Poales; Poaceae
Product: DNA-directed RNA polymerases II, IV and V subunit 12
Biological process (GO): DNA-templated transcription
Cellular component (GO): RNA polymerase II, core complex; RNA polymerase III complex; RNA polymerase I complex
Molecular function (GO): zinc ion binding; DNA binding
Source: RefSeq, a predicted model, not a curated record
CACCACCAACCUCGUCUCGCUUGACAAGAGUCGUCGUCGUCGUCGAAACCCUAGCCGCGCGCGCCGCCGCCUCCUCUCCCGCCCGGCGCCUGCAGCCGUCGUCUUGCCUCGCGCCGCCUCCGGCCGACCGCCGCGCUCCACCAGCGCCGCUGCGUCCGAUGGAUCCGCAACAACCUGAGCCCGUCAGCUAUCUCUGUGGAGAUUGCGGAGCUGAGAACACACUGAAGCCAGGAGAUGUGAUCCAGUGCCGUGAAUGUGGCUAUCGCAUCCUCUACAAGAAGCGUACCCGCCGGAUUGUUCAAUAUGAAGCACGCUGAAGAUAAGGGAAGGCAUCAGUCUUUCUAAAGCAAUGUAAUGAGUGACCCCUCAAAAGUAUGUUAGUGGAACUGUAUGGUAUUCAGUUGUAGGCCCGUAUGGCCAUUGGACUUUCGAUAGAAGUGGUUAAAUCCGAGCUGUGUUUUGAGAUUUGAGAAAUUUAAGGUGAUGCCACGCUUAUAUUGCCUGAGAUCUUGAAAUCAAAUGCAUAGUUUUAUUGCAGUUGCCAACGAGCAGCAACGUGCUGCCUCAAUUGGUUAUUGAUCUGCUAUUUGUUCAA